AUGCCUCCUCCUCAUGACGAACGGAGGCCUUUAUUGAACGGGGACAACACUACGUCUAACAAGCAUGGGUCGUUUGGUGUUUCAGCAGACGAGUUGACAAAGUUGGUCGACCCCAAGAACCCUGACCUCCUCAAACAACUCGGUGGUGUCAAAGCACUCGCCAAGAAACUACGUGUCGAUGUCACCACAGGUCUUUCAGCUGACGAAGGCGUUCAACAUUCCGGGCAAGAAGCAUUCCAAGAACGACAUGAAGCAUUCGGACGCAAUGUGUUGCCAGAGGCCAAGAGCAAGACUUUUCUCGAGCUUCUUUGGGCGUCCUAUAAUGAUAAGACUUUGAUCAUGUUGACGAUUGCAUCGUUUGUCUCGUUGGCUGUUGGCAUAUGGGAGGACUACUCGCCACGACAUCCGCCUGAUGAGCCACGCGUUGGCUGGGUGGAAGGCACUGCCAUUCUCGUUGCCGUACUUGCUGUUGUAUUGACCAAUGCAGUGAACGACUAUCAAAAGGAAGCACAAUUCAAAAAGUUGAACGCCAAAAAGGAAGAUCGCCAUGUCAACGUUCUUCGUGGCGGCAAGCAGCAGCAAAUUAGUGUCCAUGAUGUCAAUGUCGGUGACGUACUUGAACUUGAACCUGGUGAAAUUGUGGCUGUGGAUGGCAUCUACCUCGAAGGUCACAAUAUGGCAUGCGAUGAAUCAUCAGCUACUGGUGAAUCCGACACAAUGAAGAAGGCUACCGAAGACAAAGGCGACUGCUUUAUCUUAUCCGGCUCCAAGGUCCUCGAAGGCAUGGGUCGCAUGUUGGUCAUUGCUGUCGGUGAAAAGUCAUUUUAUGGUAAAAUCAUGAUGGCCAUGCGUGGUGACGAAGCCGAAGGUACACCUCUCCAAAACAAGCUCGAUGCUCUUGCCGAGCAAAUUGCAAAGCUUGGUUUUGCUGCUGCUAUCGCUAUGUUGCUUGCCCUUGUCAUCAAGUACUUUGUCACUGCAUCCAUGGCAUCGGAGUUCCCUGAACCUGCCGAGAUUGCUGCUGCUAUGAUCAGCAUUGUCAUUCAAGCCAUCACCAUCAUUGUCGUUGCUGUUCCUGAAGGUUUACCUAUGGCUGUUACCAUGGCACUUGCAUUUGCUACUACACAAAUGCUCAAAGACAACAACCUUGUACGUGUCCUUGCAGCUUGUGAAACCAUGGGCAACGCCACUGCCAUUUGCUCUGAUAAGACCGGCACAUUGACCCAAAACAAGAUGACCGUUGUUCGUGCAACCUUGGCUGAUGAAUCAUUCGAUGCCGUUGAAAAGAUUCGCCAAUGGGCUGGCAAAGUGAGUGAUAAGUAUGUAUCGCCUUUGCUCAAGGAGACCAUUGCUGUCAACUCGACCGCCUUUGAAGGCAAGAAUGAAAAUGGCACUUUGGAGUUCAUUGGUUCCAAGACCGAAUGUGCACUAUUGGGCUUUGCCAAAUCUCUUGGUGCUGAAUACGACAGCUUACGACAUGAUGCCAAAAUUGCCAAAGUGUAUCCAUUUGCAUCCAAGCGAAAGACCAUGACCACCAUUACUGAAAUUCGCGAGAACUCCGCCGACACUGCUUCUGGAUCCAACCAUGCUGCUUAUCGUAUUCACGUCAAGGGUGCUUCUGAAAUUGUUUUGGGUGCCUGUACACAAUACAUGGAUGCCAAUGGCAAGGCCAAGUCACUUGACAAGGAUGCAAAGGCACGAUGGAACGCCAUCAUUACCGAUUAUGCAAACAAUGCCCUUCGUACGCUUGCCAUUGCUUAUCGUGAUAUCAAGCAAGAUGAAUACAGCAACGCCGCUGGUGAAGAGCCACCCCUUGAACGACUCGUGUUGAUUGGUAUUGUUGGUAUCAUGGAUCCAUUGCGUCCUGGUGUGGUUGAAUCGGUUGCCAAGUUCCGUGAAGCUGGUGUUUUCGUACGCAUGAUUACUGGUGACAAUCUUAACACUGCCAAGGCCAUUGCUCGCAAUGCUGGUAUCUUGACUAAGGGUGGUGUAGCAUUGACGGGCCCUGAAUUACGUGAAAUGUCCGUGGAAGAACAACGUAACGUGAUCCCUCGAUUGCAAGUGCUUGCACGUUCAUCCCCUACCGAUAAGACUGUUGUGGUGACUCGAUUGCAAGAACAAGAUCAAGUCGUUGGCAUGACUGGUGAUGGUACCAAUGAUGGCCCUGCUCUUAAAUUGGCUGAUGUUGGUUUCAGCAUGGGUAUCACGGGCACCGAAGUUGCCAAGGAAGCAAGUGAUAUCAUCCUUAUGGACGACAAUUUCAAUUCGAUUCUCAAGGCAUUGUUGUGGGGCCGUUCGGUGAAUGAUGGUGUACGCAAAUUCUUGACUUUCCAGCUUACUGUCAACAUUGCUGCUGUUGUCUUAUCCUUCAUCAGUGCUAUUGGAUCCGAGAAUUCCGAAAGUGUCCUUAGCGCUGUGCAAUUGCUUUGGGUGAACUUGAUCAUGGAUACGCUUGCUGCACUUGCUCUUGCCACUGAACCACCCUCUGACGACUUGUUGAACCGCAAACCCAUUUCAAAGUAUGCACAUUUGAUCAACUUCAAGAUGGCCAAGAUGAUUUUGGGUCAAGCUAUUUUCCAAAUUGCUGUCAACUUAUCCGUGAUUUACGCUGGCAAGCCCAUUUUCCAUUUGACGGAUAGCCCUGAGGAUCAAGUUGUUCUACGCACGAUUGUAUUCAACAUUUUCGUCUUCCUUCAAGUGUUCAACGAGAUCAAUUGCCGCCGUAUCGAUGGCUCCAUCAAUGUAUUCAAGGGUAUUUUCAGGGACUGGAUCUUCCUUGUGAUUCAAUUGGUUGUUGUUCUCUGCCAAUUCCUUAUUGUCACUUUUGGUGGUAUUGCAUUCAAGACAACCCCACUCACUCCCAACCAAUGGCUGGUGACCAUUCUUAUUGGUGCCUUAUCAUUGCCAGUUGGCACCAUCAUUCGCUUAUUGCCUGAUUGUGGUAUUGAACGCAAGUUUAAAGAGGAUGCACGUCAACUUGCUACCUAUCCACGCAUGCACUGGGAAGGUGCUAUUGGCGAUGUGCGUAAUGGUUUGCGUGUCUAUUCCAUGUUACGUCGUUCGCGUCAUCCACGUCGUCCUGCUCAUAGCCAAGCUCAACGUAAUGGAUCCUCCACAAGCAUGUUCGCCACAUCUCCACCACGACUUUAUGGUGCUACUCAAAGUGGAUCACCACCACCACCACGUGGCAACAAUGAUGGUCCUGCUGGUAGCCCUGGCAGCAGCAAUGGUACCACCAACCGCUUUGCAUCCUUGGUCGCUUAUGCAGAAAACUUUAACAAGGCCGCUGCAGAAGCUGCUGAUCGCCAACAAACCAAGGCAUCGUCUGGUAAUCACUAA
This is a messenger RNA of Lichtheimia ornata, 3339 nucleotides long. Its product is annotated as calcium-translocating P-type ATPase, PMCA-type. Gene Ontology annotation, molecular function: ATP binding; P-type calcium transporter activity; ATP hydrolysis activity. The transcript has 3 exons. Bases 1 to 3339 code for a protein of 1112 amino acids. Gene Ontology annotation, cellular component: membrane; intracellular membrane-bounded organelle. NCBI's taxonomy places the organism in Eukaryota, Fungi, Mucoromycota, Mucoromycetes, Mucorales, Lichtheimiaceae. Gene Ontology annotation, biological process: calcium ion transmembrane transport; intracellular calcium ion homeostasis. The record is from RefSeq and is a predicted model, not a curated record.